Molecule: messenger RNA, 1949 nt
Organism: Cydia fagiglandana
Lineage: Eukaryota; Metazoa; Arthropoda; Insecta; Lepidoptera; Tortricidae
Exons: 1
Coding region: 345-1121 (258 amino acids)
Biological process (GO): DNA integration
Molecular function (GO): nucleic acid binding
Source: RefSeq, a predicted model, not a curated record
UCUUAUAUUACAUUCCAAAAGGCCACAGACUCAGUCUUCUCCGCGUCUUUCACGACGAACAUGACCAUAUUGGUGUCGACAAAACGUGUGACCUUCUUUUAAAACACUUUUGGUUCCCGGGUUUUCGCUCCUUUAUUCAAAAGUACGUGUCACAUUGUUUGGUAUGCCUUUCUCAAAAAAAGCUGCCACGUGCUCCCCAUCAGCCUAUACAUUCGUAUGAAAAACCCGAUGUUCCCUUUGAAACCAUUCAUGCCGAUGCACUGGGUCCUUUACCUGAAUCAAAUGGUCAUCGUUACGUCCUCAUUAUUGUGGACAGUUUUUCGAAGUUUUGCCUUUUAUACCCCAUGAUGCGCCAGGAUGCUGGCGAGCUAAAGCGACAUUUCACAAACGCUGUGUCACUUUUUGGCACUCCUAAGCUUAUUGUUGCGGAUCGUGGCCGCAUGUUCCAAAGUGCGGAGUUCACUAAUUGGGUUUCUGAGUUGGGGAGUCAAAUCCAUUUGAUAACCCCUGAAAUGCACCAGUCGAAUGGACAGGUUGAACGAUAUUGUCGGACCCUGCUAAAUAUGAUCAGGGUUGAGAGUAACUAUCGUCAGGAAGAGUGGUCAUCUGUCAUGUGGAAGUUGCAACUGGUUAUUAAUAUGACGAAGCACAAGACUACUCAGAUGUCACCCCUUAAUCUGUUAGUUGGAGUCGACGCCAUGACACCUGUUAUCCGCAACGUCGUGCGGGAUAUUGCCAUUGAAGGAAGUCAUCAAAAUAGGGAAAGUCUACGAGAGAUGGCGAGACAGCGAGUGUCUGAACGUCUACAGCGAAACCGAGAUUUACAGGAUGCUUCGGUUAAUAAAAAUAGGCGCGAGCCUCGUAUGUUCGAAGUGAACUCUAUGGUUUUUGUUAUUAAGAAGGCACAAUCCACAGGAAAGCUGGACUCUGGAAUGCGGGGCCCAUAUCGCGUAGUCAAGGCACUGCCUCAUGGGCGGUACGAGCUGCGGCUGCUUGCAGGCUCCUACGGGAAGACCACCCAAGCUGCGGCCGAGUAUAUGGUUCCUUGGAAGGGCGAGUGGACUCCGGACACAUGUGCUGCCUUUUUCGAGGGUGAGCUACUCCCCUAUAUUGUUAAGUGAGCAGACCUCACUUUGCAAGCAGACCUUGCAUACUUGUCACUUUAUGUAGUGAGCAGACCUCACUUUGCAAGCAGACCUUGCACGAUUGUAACUUGAUGCAGUGAGCAGACCUCACUUUGCAGGCAGACCUUGCAUCUCUGUCCAUUUAUUUAAUGAUCAAAUCUUGUGUUGUGCAAGCAGACCUUACACGAUACAUGUCCCGUUAUCAUUUUGAUUAUUUCGUGAGCAGACCCUCACCAAUUUGUAAGCAGACCUUACACGAUACAUGUCCCGUUAUUAUGAGCAUCCCAUUUUGUUUAUUUUGACAAGUGUGUUGUUUCUGUUACGCAGAUGCAGACAAUGUUGAACCGGAGUCUGUCGCCGCGGGUCCAAUGCCUCCCGGGUCAACGACAUUGGAUGGUGGACUCGUUACACCCAUGCCGACCGAAAAGGAUACUUCCGGUUCCGCUACGACAGGUCAAGAUUCAUCUACCAUGGGAGAUUAAGGAAAAGAGACCGAGGCGGUCUCGUGUCAGGAAAGGCCGUAUUAGAGAGAAGCCUUACCAGGUGGCGCUAAUUUUUUCAAGACCAGCUUUGAGCAAAGUUGUUUCGCGCUAAACCAAUAGGUGGCGCUCAAUUACCUACUGAUUUGCUGCAACUUCAGCCCGCAACAACUUCACGCAAAUAAAUGGCGCCAUAUUGUCAUCCUCUGGUUUGGCCCACUUUUGGCUCGACACUGGUGCGGUGCGGUUGUCCCGAAAUUCGCGAUCAUUUUUGUCCACGCUUUAUUUAGUUUGAAUUUAAUUUUGAUUUGUUCGUUUUCAUCAAUAAAUUGAAAUUACUUUUGUA